ACAGAAAGUCCGCCUCAGUGUCGCCUGCUUUCACCUGCUCCCACCAUUAUCACGUAAAACGAACCCGAUCUCGGCCCGGACGGCGGACUCACUGACCGCCAGCGAUAGCGAGUCAUCCCUUGGCAGUUGAUGAAACACAUGUUCAACUCCAGAUUCCUUUUCGAUCCAUUCAACAUCAAUCGCCUCCUCUGCUUGCUAUUCACUUGACCUCAUUGCACUCUCAAGACAUAUCUGCAAUCAUGAGCGCCGAAGGUAGAGGUCGUCUCGCUGGCAAGAACGCCGUCAUCACCGGUGCUGCUGGUGGCAUCGGUCUUGAGACCUCCAUCCUCUUCGCCCGCGAGGGUGCCUCAGUUCUGAUGUGCGACAUCUCAGCACCUGCUCUCGAGAAGGCCGUCGCCAAGGUCAAGGAGAUCGUUCCCAACGCUACCGGCAAGAUUGAGACCACUAUCUGCGAUGUCAGCAAGGAGUCCGAUGUUGCUGCCACCGUCGAGAAGGUCGACUCGUGGGGUGGUCUCGACGUCAUGUUCAACAACGCUGGUAUCAUGCACGCCGACGACGCAGACGCCAUCGACACACCAGAGAAGAUCUGGGAUCUCACUCACAACAUCAACGUCAAGGGUGUCUGGUUCGGCUCAAAGCACGCAGUGCAGGCACUGCGCAAGCACAACAAGACCAAGGGUUCCAUCAUCAACACUGCUUCCGUUGUCGCCUUGGUCGGUGCUGCCACACCUCAGUUGGCAUACACAGCUAGCAAGGGUGCUGUCCUCGCCAUGACCCGUGAGCUUGCCAUUGUGCACGCACGUGAGGGCUUCAGAUUCAACGCUCUCUGCCCUGCUCCUCUCAACACUCCUCUCCUGCAGGACUGGUUGGGUGACGACAAGGCUAAGCGUCAGCGCCGCGAGAUUCACUUCCCUACCGGACGUUUCGGUGAAGCCAUCGAGCAGGCACACGCUGUUGUCUUCCUGGCCAGUGAUGAGUCCAGCUUCGUCAACGGCACCGACUUUGUCGUUGAUGGUGGUAUGACCAAGGCAUACGUCACUCCCGAGGGCCCUCCUGCCCCUGCUCCUACUAACCUCGCCAAGUAAAGUGGUUGAUGUUAUUUUCAUGAGUUGGUCGGGUUGGCGCAUGGCUGAAUUUGCAUGGAGCAAAGAAUGACUUAACGAUUUUCUCGUAGGCAGCAAGGUUAUUCAAGUUUAUGAGAUUUCGCAUUAGACCAAGACUAUUAUCUAUCUUGCUGUCUCUGUUUCGGUCCAGCGGACCAGAUGGGUGAGGUGUGAGGGGUAUUGCCAUUUGCGGCGUAAUAUCU
Messenger RNA from Aureobasidium pullulans EXF-150, 1306 nucleotides. RefSeq names its product short-chain dehydrogenase/reductase family protein. The record is from RefSeq and is a predicted model, not a curated record. Gene Ontology annotation, molecular function: oxidoreductase activity. The transcript has 5 exons. The coding region runs from base 240 to 1085 and encodes 281 amino acids. NCBI's taxonomy places the organism in Eukaryota, Fungi, Ascomycota, Dothideomycetes, Dothideales, Saccotheciaceae.